Molecule: messenger RNA, 4033 nt
Organism: Argiope bruennichi
Lineage: Eukaryota; Metazoa; Arthropoda; Arachnida; Araneae; Araneidae
Exons: 1
Coding region: 2-2908 (968 amino acids)
Biological process (GO): DNA integration
Molecular function (GO): nucleic acid binding
Source: RefSeq, a predicted model, not a curated record
UAUGAGAAUUUUUUCUCCGGGUAUCGGGAAACUGGAAAAGUUUUGUUGCCUUCUUCAAAUGAAACCUAAUUACAAACCGGUAUUUUUUAAACCUCGACCAGUACCAUUUGCUUUAAAAGAAAGAAUAGAAACUGAACUUAAGAGGUUAGUUGCAGAAGACAUCAUUGAGCCGGUAACAUAUAGUGAGUGGGCUACACCAAUUGUUCCUGUUAUCAAACAGAAUGGGAACCUACGAAUCUGUGGUGAUUAUAAGGUGACUAUCAACCCGGGACUAAAAAUUGAGCAAUAUCCUUUACCCCGUAUCGAGGACAUUUUUGCUGAAUUGUCAGGAGGGGAGUUCUUUACUAAAAUCGACUUAUCUGAGGCAUACCUUCAAAUGUUAAUUGAUGAGCGGGACCGACAUCUAUUGACGGUCAAUACUCACAAGGGUUUGUUCCGUUACAAGAGAAUGAAUUAUGGUAUAGCCUUAGCUCCGGCAGUGUGGCAGAGAGCCAUUGAACAAGUUUUAUCAGGGAUCGCGGGGGUACACGUAUUUUUAGACGAUAUUACCGUAACGGGGAGAAAUGAUCAAGAGCAUUUUGAAAGGUUAGAAUUAGUACUACAGAGACUAGAAGAAUAUGGUCUCAGAGUAAAUAAGCGGAAAAGUGAAUUUUUUAAGAAAUCUGUGAAUUAUUGUGGUCAUACAAUUGAUAAAUUCGGCCUCCACAAAACACAAGAAAAAAUCGAUGCAAUUACGAAGGUACCAGUUCCAAAAACUGUAUCUGAUUUGAAGAGUUUUUUGGGUUUAGUCAAUUACUACGGAAAAUUUAUUCCCAACUUAUCUACUCGUGUCGCUCCUUUCAAUAAUUUACUGCAGAAAGGUACUAAAUUUUUGUGGACUGCAGAAUAUGAAAAAGCUUUCAAGGCAUUGAAACAAGAAAUUGCUUCAGACCGAAUUUUAUGCCAUUAUGAUCCUAAGUUACCUCUUGUAUUACAAACGGAUGCAUCACCAGUUGGAAUAGGAGCAGCUUUAAGUCACAUUAUGCCAGAUGGUUCGGAAAAACCAGCCAUGUUUGCAUCAAGGUCAUUGACUAAAACGGAAGGUAAUUAUUCGCAGAUAGACAAGGAAGCAUUGAGUAUCGUAUGGGGAGUAAAGGGAUUUUAUCAAUAUUUAUUUGGUCGACAUUUUGAUCUCGUAACCGAUCAUAAACCCCUAGUAUCAAUUUUCGCAUCUAAUUGUAGUUUACGAUGUUUAUCUGCAACACGAAUGGUUCAUUAUGCACUUUUUCUCCAAGCAUUCAGUUAUACAAUCAAGUAUCGAAACACAAAGAAUCAUGGCAAUGUCGAUGCACUUUCACGUUUACCACUAGCAGUUGACAAGGACUGUGAGUACUUGACUGAAGCAGACGUGACAAAUAUUUCGAAAGUUGAAUUAGUGCCUGUUACAGCAACUGACAUAGCUAGAGCUACUAAAACUGAUAGGAAAUUGUUCGAACUGUAUGAAAGUUUAAAAUCUGGAACUGAAUUACCUGUGCCUUGGAAAGGUAGAGAAUCUGAAUUUUCAUUGCAAAAUGGUUGGAUAAUGUAUGGUCAUAGAGUAUGCAUUCCUGAAAAGUACCAGAAUCAAGUUUUGGAAGAACUUCAUGUUGGACAUCCUGGAAUUGUCAAAAUGAAGGCCUUAGCUAGAAGCUACUGCUAUUGGCAAGGUAUUGAUGCCAGUAUAGCCAAUUUUGUUCAGAACUGUUCAGUUUGUAUCGCAACGAGGAACGAACCAGCAAGGAUAAAUCGACAUCCGUUUGAAUGGCCAAAUGGACCUUGGCAAAGGAUACACGUUGACUAUGCUGGUCCUUUUAUGGGGAAAAUGUUUUUUGUAGUCUCUGAUGCAUAUUCGAAGUGGAUAGAAGUCAUUCCGAUGAAAAAUAUUACAGCUAGUUUUACAAUUCAUCAUCUUCGUAUCCUUUUUACUCAUUAUGGAAUUCCCUUAACUUUGUUUAGUGAUAACGGCGCAAGUUUUACUAGUUACGAAUUUCGACAUUUUUUGAAACUGAAUAAUAUUAAACAUAUAACUUCAGCACCUUACCAUCCUGCUACGAACGGACAGGCAGAAAGAAUAGUGCAAUUGUUCAAAGCUUCGUUGAAAUCGAGUAGAAGUGAUUCUGGAGAUCUAAAUGUGAAAUUACAAAGAUUUUUAUUACAGUAUAGAAUAACUCCACAUUCCCUCACGGGAGAAACUCCGAGUGCCUUGUUUUUGAAGAGAUGUAUUCGCACUAGGCUUGAUCUUUUUAAACCAAAUUUGAGAGACAAAGUUGUUCAGAAACAGAGUUCGAGACUUGACACAGAAUCUAUCUUGCGUGAGUUUCAGGAAGGGGAGAAAGUAGCCGUAAGAAAUUAUUCCGGACCUAACAAAUGGAAAAUUGGAACAAUUAUAAACCGAGAUGGAACUUUGAGUUAUAGCAUACAAGUUGGAACUGAAAUUUGGAAGAGACACGUAGAUCAAAUAAGGAAAUGUGGGAAGUCGAUUGGAUUAUCCCAAGCUGCUACUGAAAUUCCAAUUUACGAUAAAGAAUUGAAUUUUCCAGAUGAGCCAGUAUCCGAUGAUGUUGCUGAAUCGGAACCGCCUGCACCUGUACCUGAAGUUGUCCCGGAACCUAAGGAUGUACCUGUAUCUGCCACUCCAAGUGAUGAUAUGCCACCUAGCCCUGUACCAGAGCUUCCGGAAAGACGAAAACUGAUGUGCCACUCCGACGCUCAAACCGAAUCAGGAGACCUCCAGAGAGACUCCACCUGUGACUCUAUAUUUUGUCGGGGAGGAACUGUUAUGUAUCUGGCAACGGCCAGAUUAGAAAAAGGAACUGUUAUGUAUCUGGCAACAGCCAGAUUAGAGAACCUUCCAGGCUGUGACGUGCGCGUGUUUUUUUUACUUUUUUGAGUUCCGUAGUUCUUCGUAUUGUACUUGUUCGGUGUAGUUGUUGUUAUGCUUGUUCGUGCCUGUGCAUCUUAAUACUAAUAAAUGUUCUUUGCGUGUAUGUAAAACGAAUCGUAUCGUCUCUCGGUCUACCUGGCAUACAUGACAGAAACAGUGAAGAGACUUGGUAUUUUUAAUUACAUUUUAUUCUAUUCCGAGUGGCAGGCAUGAUUAUAUACAAGAAAACGUAGUGUAGCAGAAAGCAGAAGUAAGAAGAGCGAAAAAAGGGACAAACAGAUGAUGACUUGCCUUAUAUAACAUAGGAUUUCCGGCCAUGCGCCGCUGGAGUGACCUUAGACAAGGGCAAAAGUAUCACUUUCAUUUGAUAGUAGUACUGAUGGCGCAUUAUUUUUACAAAGGGAUUAAUUAAACCGAAAGUGGAAUUGGAUCAUGAAAUAAGGGAAUAUUUUAGAAUGAAGUUACUAUGGGCUAAAUUAAGAUAAAGCCUUGGAAAUUAAUUAAAUUGAAAUUAGAAUUAAAAUAUCAUUACAUAUGUAUAAACUAAUCUAAAUUAAUAAUAGCAUUCAAUCAAAACUAUAAGCAAUUGAUAUACAAAUUCAAGUUCUCCAUCUUGGUUGACAACCUUUGAGAUAUGGUGGGUCAGUUUUAUUCCACUUUCUUCAAUUUUAAUAAUUGAUAAGGUGAUUGCAUUUUGAUGAUUGAAUUUGUUUUGAAUAUAUUUAUUGAAUUUUAAACAUUUCUUUUGCAGCAAAUAUUUAUUUAGAAAAUCGUUUUCUUGCAUUACAAAGAAUUUCAUCUGUAAAGUCAUGAACUUAAAAGAAUUUUUAGGACAUUCUAAUUUUCAAUGGUAUUGUAAUUUUUUAAAAGAAGAGAGCGAGAGAAAGGUACCCUGCAUCAAAAUAAUUUUCGAUUAAAAUAAUAAGAACAAUUUAUAUAUACAUUAACAUUUGGGUGAAUCGGGUACUCGCUUACAAUCCAUCAGAGUUAAAGUUUGAUUAUAUUGUAUGAAAUUUAAGAAGUAGUUGUAUUAAUAAUAAAAUAACUAAUAAGAAACUGUAUAAUGCCAAUUUCUUUAAAUUUCUAAAGAAUAUUAAUUUGUAAAUAAUUUUUACACUCCUGUCCUAAUAG